UUAAAAAAAAAAAAAAAAAAAAAGAAGCCCUAAUUAUCAGAUUUUCCUAAAACCCCCUUCCUCUGCAUCUCUCUUCCUCGGCCUUCAACUUCAAUGGAGGAGGAGGAGGUUGUUCAACUGUAUCUUUACGAUACUCUAAGCCCACUUUCAUUCUCCGCCGUCACUACCACCGAAAGCGGGGACCAAUUUUCGCCGUCCGAUGACCUUGAGCCCUACUCUGUUUUCCGCAACGAGAUCUCUCUUUCGACUACCCAUCAUGCUCCGGCUGAGACUGCAGCACCCGAGUUUUUUGCCCUUGAUGUUGCUGCCGACAACGUGGAGGAAAUUUCGGGUUUGUCUACUCCUUUGCCGGGUACUUCGGCUCUGGAAACUGAGCCUAGGACGCCGGAACGUGAGGAUCAGUCUAAGCUUGAAAGUGGGUGGUUCCGUGGCAAUAGUGGAUUCAAGAGCCCUAUGCUACAGUUGCAUAAAGAAAUAGUUGAUUUUAGCGAGUUUCUAUCUCCAACCGAAGAAGAACGUGUUGCACGUGACAAUGCAGUAGAAAGGGUUUUUAGUGUUGUCAAACAUAUAUGGCCUCACUGUAAGGUUGAAGUUUUUGGAUCGUUUCAGACCGGACUUUAUCUUCCGACCAGUGACAUUGAUGUUGUUAUUCUGGGUUCAGGCAUCCCAAAACCACAACUUGGUUUGCAAGCUCUUUCCAGGGCUUUAUCACAAAAGGGAAUAGCAAAAAAGAUUCAGGUUAUUGGAAAGGCUCGCGUGCCAAUAAUUAAGUUUGUCGAAAAGCUAAGUGGUAUAUCUUUUGAUAUAAGUUUUGACGUGCAGAAUGGACCAAAGGCUGCUGAUUUUAUAAAGGGUGCAAUCAGCAAGUGGCCUCCUUUGCGUCCUUUGUGUUUGAUUUUAAAGGUGUUUUUGCAGCAGAGAGAACUGAAUGAGGUGUAUUCUGGUGGACUAGGUUCCUAUGCACUUCUUACCAUGCUUAUGGCAAUGUUGCAGAGUUUCAAUGGGCCGCACUCUUCUCUUGAACACAAUCUGGGAGUCCUUUUGGUACAUUUCUUUGAUUUUUAUGGUCGCAAAUUGAAUACUUCUGAUGUUGGUGUAUCUUGCAAUGCGGGAGGCAUUUUUUUCUCGAAGAGUUACAGAGGAUUCAUGACAAAAGGACGCCCGUGUCUUCUUUCCAUUGAGGAUCCUCAGGCACCAGAUAAUGACAUUGGCAAGAAUUCCUUCAAUUACUUCCAGAUAAGAUCUGCAUUUGCAAUGGCCUUUUCGAUCUUGACAAAUGUUAAGACCAUUUUAGGGCUGGGUCCAAACCGGAGUAUUCUUGGCACAAUAAUCAGACCUGAUCCAGUCUUGUUGAAGCGAAAAGGUGGCAGAGAUGGAGAAGUGACCUUUAAUUCUUUACUGCCUGGAGCAGGGGAACCUAUACAACAACCAGAAUAUGGGGAUGAUCUAGAGAUGCUGUGUAAUUGGCAGUUUGGUGAUGAUGAACCAUUGCCACGAGGGAAUGAUGCAUCCCAAAAUUUUGGUACACCUUCCUCUAAGAAAAGGAGAAAAUCUCGCAAUAAGUCCAGAAAGAAACAAAAGGAAAACCAUAAGAGUAAGCGCAGGCAUGAAGACAAUGGAUACAGUAAAGAAAAGAGUUCAAAAAAGAAACGAUGGAAACUGAAUGGCAGUGAUGCCAAUGGUUUUGGGCAUGCUGGCAGAAGGUCUCCUUGGAACCGAUAAUCCAUGCAGGUUCUUGACUAGUCCAUUGAACUUAUGAUCUCUACGAGACUGAUAAGUUUUUGAUGAUGCAUUGGAUUGGCUACCACUCGGCUCAAAGUUGCACCGGCAGGGUGACAUUGUCUUCUAACAGUAUUACUACAGGAAAGCGAUAUUGAUGCUGACCUUGUGCAGCUAAUGAGAGGGUCACUGCGGCCGUUGCUGGAGCUUGUAUGUUUAGACACCAUACUCAACCUGGAGGUGGAGUGGCCUAGUCUACUUUCAGGUAAAAAUUUUCGACAACAUUUAUUAUUGUUUUUAAUAUUUAUCAUUUCUUUCAUCUUUUUGACAUUCAUAUGUAUCUCUAGAAAUAUAACGAAAUCAGUGUUCUGUUAUGUAUCCUCUAGUGAUAGUAAUAGAGCAUUCUUACUCCUUUUUUGGCUUCUUGUUCAUCCUGAACUUUAUUGAUCAAAGACUUCGAAAUAUAAUGUUCACCUACAUAUAGGAUAGUAAAAUAAAA
Molecule: messenger RNA, 2218 nt
Organism: Benincasa hispida (wax gourd)
Lineage: Eukaryota; Viridiplantae; Streptophyta; Magnoliopsida; Cucurbitales; Cucurbitaceae
Product: Nucleotidyltransferase family protein
Biological process (GO): RNA 3'-end processing; polyadenylation-dependent ncRNA catabolic process
Cellular component (GO): TRAMP complex; nucleolus
Molecular function (GO): mRNA binding; poly(A) RNA polymerase activity
Source: RefSeq, a predicted model, not a curated record